This is a messenger RNA of Drosophila grimshawi, 1246 nucleotides long. It is a transcript of the gene Coq5, whose product is annotated as 2-methoxy-6-polyprenyl-1,4-benzoquinol methylase, mitochondrial. The record is from RefSeq and is a predicted model, not a curated record. NCBI's taxonomy places the organism in Eukaryota, Metazoa, Arthropoda, Insecta, Diptera, Drosophilidae. The transcript has 3 exons. Gene Ontology annotation, molecular function: methyltransferase activity. Gene Ontology annotation, biological process: ubiquinone biosynthetic process. Bases 127 to 975 code for a protein of 282 amino acids.
AUUGAGACAACAGCUGUUCGCUGCUGUUACCGCCGUUGACUGCGACCGAUUUAUUAUUAUUUCAUAAUAAUUUCUGUAGUACAUUUGUGAUUUGGUAAAUUACAUUGUAAGCUGAAUUAAAUAACAAUGCAAAGUACACGUAAAUUAUUGAAUCUGGCCCGGAUUACGCUUAGCCGCACGGCGGCAACUGCAUCAGAACAGACUACACAUUUCGGCUACCAAACGGUAAAGGAAUCCGAAAAGGAGCAAAAAGUGCAUCAGGUGUUUGAGCAGGUGGCCCAGUCCUACGAUACAAUGAACGAUGCAAUGUCGCUGGGCAUCCAUCGUGUGUGGAAGGACAUCUUCAUUGAGCGACUUGGUCCGACGCAUGGCAUGCGUCUCUUAGACAUGGCUGGCGGCACGGGUGAUAUUAGUUUUCGAUAUCUGAAGUACCUCGAGAAACAGCCCAAUCACCAGGGGCGGAAAAGUCACGUCACCAUCUCCGACAUCAAUCAGCAUAUGCUGAACGUGGGCGAGGAGCGAGCACGCCAGCAAGGAUUGACUGCUGAGCGGUUGUCCAAUUCCAGCAUCGAUUGGCAGUGUGCCGAUGCCGAGAAGCUGCCCUUCCAAAGCGAUAGCUUCACAGCCUACACAAUUGCCUUUGGCAUACGCAAUUGCACCCACGUAGAUAAGGUGCUUAGCGAGGCAUAUCGGGUGCUGCAGCCAGGUGGUCGCUUCAUGUGCUUGGAGUUCAGUCAUCUGACAAAUGAGACGAUGCAGUGGCUGUACGAUCAGUACUCAUUUCAGGUGAUACCACCGAUGGGUCAACUGCUGGCUGGACAAUGGCAGGCAUAUCAGUACCUUGUGGAGAGCAUACGACGAUUUCCGCGCCAGGAUCAGUUCAAGAGCAUGAUCGAGAACGCGGGCUUUGUUCAUGCGACCUAUGAGAAUCUAACGUUUGGCGUAGUCAGCAUACACUCUGGCUUUAAGCUGUAGUUGUACUGAACCACACUGAAUUCCUAUUAGAGUUUAAUAUUAUUAUUAUUAUUAUUAUUUACUACGCUGCGAGUCCAGCUGUCAUCUUGUUAAACAUGCUAAACACGUUUUGUAACUGGUUUUUUUGUUCACCCUUUUUUUUUAUUGUUUCCUUGCUUGUUAAAAUUAAAGUUUUUUGGAUAAACAUGGUCAACAUAUUACAUGUGCCAAGCAAUUUAUGGGUUUAUAAGUUUUUGGCAAGCUUGGGAAAGACCUUGACGGAACGUAUUUA